AAGCUAGAGGCAAACACAACUCCACAUUUGUAUUGAGAUCUACCCGUGCACCUACGUCCUUGCACAGCCUACAGAUUUUGUGUGUGUGUGUGUGUGUGUGUGAGAGAGGGGCACCAGUAAACAUAGCAGUGCUGCUACAGAUAAACUCCAAAUAGCUCUAUAGCCUUGUUGAGUGAGUGACAGGAGUUUUUUUUUCUGGAUCUGAAUUUAAGUCCUCAUAGCCUGGAUUGGAUUAUUAUUUUUCCCCCGUUGUGAUACCCAAUUUAAGAGGAUACCUGUUACUUUCCAAUUUUUUUGGUUGAUUAUAGAGCGCGCCAUCCCAGGUGUGAGGAGGGCACAGUAUGAGUCAAGCUGCAGAUUCGUGAGGGAGGCUGGGCCCAGAAGGAUAAGCACCUUGCCCUGUUUUGCUCCUUGGAGGAAAGGAGAACAUUGGUUAUCUGCUUCUGGAAAAGGGACCAGAGCCCUGGAUUAAUGUGUACACAGGCUUGACAAGAAAGCAGAGGAUUCUGGGUUACCUGAAGACCUGGAGUACACAAGUGAACAGGCCUGUAUUGAGCCUGUGGCACAGGGGAUUGGCAUGGCUCAGACCAGCUUUGUGUCAACUCAUCAUGCCUGUCGGGCUUGAUUGCAGAAAGGAGCCUUUGCUAAAGCUUGCCCCAUUCUACACGCGGAACACUAUACAACACCCAAAAAAUCUCAUUUGCAGUUAUGGCUGUUGAACUCAACACCCAUUAGGAUUUUUUAAUAUUACCUGAGAGCGCAUGUUUUGUCAGUGAGAGGGGGAUGCUUUUUCUUCAGGCUUAUCUGCCAUGGUAAAGGCAUUGAAAGCAUGAGCCUCUGACUACACAGAGGAGGUCAUCGUCCAAACAAGGAUCAGCUCAACAAACACUGACCAGGUCAGGAUAUCACCAGAAACCCCUCGGACAAACUUUUCCUUUGAGAAAGGAUAAAAGAAAAUUCAAGAGGAAAUCUUGAUUGGAUUUUUGGCGGCUGGGAAGGAUUAACCACAUCGUAUAAAUCAGGGGCUCUUGAGUGAUUAGACUGCCAGGCAACACAGCUUCAAGAUGGUGCGUCAAUGCAAGGCCUUUAUCCUCUUCCUCACCCGGGUCGGGCUGCUGCUGGGUCUUGCUAACCCCCUGAUGACCUCCGCCUCAUGUCCCUCAGCCUGCCGCUGCGAUGGGACCUUCAUCUACUGUAAUGACCGUGGCCUGACUUCCAUCCCUACUGGUAUGCCCCAGGAUGCUACAGUGCUCUUUCUGCAAAACAAUCGCAUCAAGAGUUCAGGCAUUCCUGCAGAGCUCCGCAAGCUGACAAAUGUGGAGAAGAUCUACCUUUACUGCAACAAUCUGGAUGAGUUCCCCACUAACCUUCCUCUUGGGCUGAAAGAGCUCCACCUUCAGGAGAACAACGUUCGGAUGAUUACCCAUGCCUCUUUAGCUCAGAUUCCCUACAUUGAGGAACUACACCUGGAUGAUAACUCUGUAUCUGCGGUCAGCAUAGAGGAGGGGGCCUUCAGGGACAGCAACCACCUCAGACUGCUUUUUCUCUCCAGAAACCACCUAAGUACCAUCCCUCUAGGCCUACCCAUGAGCAUUGAGGAGCUGCGCUUUGAUGACAACCGCAUCUCCUCCAUCUCAGAGCAGUCGCUCCAAGAUCUCAUCAACCUGAAGCGACUAAUCCUGGAUGGUAACCUGCUCAAUAACCGUGGGAUUGGGGAGAUGGCUCUCAUCAACCUGAUCAACCUGACUGAGCUCUCGCUCGUGAGGAACUCGUUGACAAUGCCCCCAGCCAACUUGCCAGGCAACAGUUUGGAGAAGCUGCAGCUACAAGAUAAUCACAUUAAUCGGAUCCCGCCUGGGGCUUUCGCCUUCCUUAGGCAGCUGUAUCGCCUGGACCUGUCUGGCAACAACCUGAGCAGCCUCCCACAGGGUGUGUUUGAAGAUCUGGACAAUCUCACACAGCUACUGCUACGCAACAACCCCUGGCAGUGCAACUGCAAGAUGAAAUGGGUCCGUGACUGGCUGCGGUCGUUGCCAUCUAAGGUGAAUGUACGUGGCUUCAUGUGCCAGGGUCCUGAUAAGGUCAAAGGCAUGGCAAUUAAGGACCUAACUACAGACAUGUUUGACUGCACGGAAUCAGAACUCAACCCCACGUAUGAGACAAGCACAGUCUCCAACACUUUACGCCCCACACAGCCCCAGUGGCCCUCGUUUGUGACUAAAAGGCCUGUAGUAAAAGGGCCUGACAUUGGUAAGAAUUACCACAGCACCACAACCUCUUCUGGCAGAAAGAUCAUCACCAUCAGUGUGAAGUCAAGUAGUGCUGAUGCAAUACACAUAUCAUGGAGGGUGUCGCAGCCCAUGACUGCCCUGCGGCUCAGCUGGCUAAAGCUGGGACACAGCCCUGCCUUUGGCUCCAUCACUGAGACCAUUGUGCAAGGGGAGAGGAGGGAGUACCUGCUCACAGCGCUGGAGCCAGAGUCUUCCUAUAGGAUAUGCAUGGUUCCCAUGGAGACCAGCAACAUUUACCUGUCAGAUGAGACCCCUGUUUGCAUCGAGACAGAGACUGGUUCUCACAAAUCAUACAACCCGACUACGACUUUAAACAGAGAGCAGGAGAAAGAGCCUUACAAAAAUUCCAGUCUGCCUUUGGCUGCUAUCAUUGGAGGGGCUGUGGCUCUUUUGGCAAUAAUCAUGUUGGCACUGGUGUGUUGGUAUGUCCACAGGAAUGGUUCACUUUUUUCCAGGAACUGCACCUACAACAAAGGCCGUCGGAGAAAGGAUGACUAUGCUGAGGCUGGCACUAAGAAGGACACCUCCAUCCUAGAAAUACGAGAGACAUCUUUUCAAAUGAUACCUAUAAAUCACCUGCCUGUGUCCAAGGAGGAGUUUGUGAUACACACGAUUUUCCCACCUAAUGGCCUGACUUUAUACAAAAGCCCACACACCGACAACAGUAUUAACAACAGGAGCUACAGAGACAGUGGAAUACCAGAUUCAGACCACUCCCAUUCAUGAUAUUGCGCAUGGUCAUUCAUGAGGAGUGCGUGACAUAAACAGAGUGGCAAGACUUUUACAAAACACUGGAUCUAUAAGACUAAGGAAGCAAUGUUCUGUACAUUUGCCAUAUAAUUUAUAUUUAAGGACAUUUUAUGAGGAUGGAGAACGUUCCAGUUGCAGGCCGUCACUGAACCAUCAGUGGGUAUUGUAACUAACUGCAAUUCUAUAUUUUAGGAAUUUGUAGUAAUUUGUACUGUAUUACCUUUGCUUAAGGUUAUCGACCAACUAAAAGAAACUCUGUGUUCUACUGAGAUAUGACUUGUCAACUGUGAAAGUGGGUUUUCAUUGCUGUGUUGAACAAUCAGACCUUAGAAAACCUUGUAGUAUAAGCACAGGUCAUUCUUUUAACUUUGUGGCUGUCUGAAAAACAAAAA
Messenger RNA from Epinephelus moara (kelp grouper), 3433 nucleotides. RefSeq names its product fibronectin leucine rich transmembrane 3 (gene flrt3). Bases 1065 to 3017 code for a protein of 650 amino acids. The record is from RefSeq and is a predicted model, not a curated record. Gene Ontology annotation, molecular function: protein binding. The transcript is spliced from 3 exons. Lineage: Eukaryota; Metazoa; Chordata; Actinopteri; Perciformes; Serranidae.